Hemibagrus wyckioides is the source of this 843-nucleotide messenger RNA. Its product is annotated as fibroblast growth factor 19-like. The coding region runs from base 1 to 723 and encodes 240 amino acids. The record is from RefSeq and is a predicted model, not a curated record. Gene Ontology annotation, cellular component: cytoplasm. Lineage: Eukaryota; Metazoa; Chordata; Actinopteri; Siluriformes; Bagridae. Gene Ontology annotation, biological process: cell differentiation; fibroblast growth factor receptor signaling pathway; animal organ morphogenesis. Gene Ontology annotation, molecular function: fibroblast growth factor receptor binding; growth factor activity. The transcript has 6 exons.
AUGUCUAAAAUCCUGUGCGAUUAUGCAGAUGUGCCUCCCAUCAAUUUCACCAGCAACACCGGGGAACCCCGCUAUGUCCAUGAAUGCCCUUUUGUGACCCUGCAGAGAUUUUUUUUUCUUUUUCUUCGUUUCUCUCUCUCUCUCCCUCUCUCUAACCUGCACUCUUUCUCUCCAUCCAUCCACGAUUCCUCUCCAGUACUGGCCUUCAACGAUCAAGUUCGGCAGAGGCACCUGUAUGUGGAAAAUAAACACAACAGCCUGUUUGUUGAGAUUUUACCCAAUGGCACCGUGUCAGUAACUCAGGGUCAGACACCUUACACAUUGUUAGAGCUAAAAGCUGUUAAACCAGGUUACACAGCGAUUCGGGGUGUGAUGUCAUCACUCUACCUGUGUAUGAAUGGAGCCGGUCACUUAUUCACUCUGAGUGUGUUUCUGGAUGCUGAUUGUUCCUUCAGUGAGAUGUUACAGCCUGAUGGUUACACACACUUCCUGUCUGCUCACCACAGACUUCCUGUGUCCCUCAGUCUGAAAGGAUCUCCUGGGAAACACACACUCACCUUCUCCCAGUUUCUACCGCUUAGAACUCACCUGUCCAUGGAGAUCCAGGGAUAUGAAGAACCAUCCAUUUUUCUGACCACUGCAGAUUUUGAUUCGGACGAUCCGCUGAGACUCACGAACACACAGCAGGACCUGAGAAGUCCCAUGUUCCACAUCAACCAAUGAGAAACCAGAUCAGAUCCUGAAGAGUUUUAAUAGAUUUGCACUAAGAAUUUAGUUUAAUAGUUUAUUUAUUGUUUUUUUUUUUAAUAAUGUGCAAAUUUUAGUUUGUGUGUUUUCUGCAGU